CAUAACAAGCAUCAUCAUGUAAUACAGUUACGUACGGAACAACACAUGACAUGGGUUACAAAAUGAAGGCCCAAUCCGAGCCAAGGCCCAUUAGUAUGUAGUGGUUACAGUUUUACUUUUUUUCCCUCCCAAUAAUGCCCCGCUCAUUUUACCGGCGGUGGAAGAGAGAUAGACCAAUAAUCUGAAUCUGAAACCUCCGUGUUGGGGUUGCAUAUCCAAACCCUAAUUUGGAAAUUGAAUUGUUGAAGGGAAGAAGAUCAAGAUGGUUCUGGCGGAGUUAGGUGGGAGCAUUGCGCGUGCUCUCCAGCUGAUGAGCAAUGCGACAGUAAUCGACGAGAAGGUGCUCAACGAUUGCCUCAACGACAUCACUCGCGCUCUUCUUCAAUCCGAUGUUCAAUUCAAGCUUGUCCGCGACAUGCAGACCAACAUCAAGAACAUUGUCAACCUCGACGAUCUCGCUGCCGGUCACAACAAACGCAGGAUCAUCCAACAAGCUGUGUUUAACGAACUCUGCAAAAUUCUGGACCCUGGGAAGCCCUCUUUCACUCCCAAAAAGGGCAAAACAAGUGUUGUCAUGUUUGUUGGUUUGCAAGGUUCUGGAAAAACCACAACGUGUACAAAGUAUGCAUAUUAUCAUCAGAAGAAAGGCUGGAAGCCGGCUCUAGUAUGUGCAGAUACAUUCAGAGCUGGUGCAUUUGAUCAAUUGAAGCAAAAUGCAACUAAAGCUAAGAUCCCUUUCUAUGGAAGCUAUAUGGAAUCCGAUCCGGUAAAAAUUGCUGUGGAAGGUGUGGAGAGAUUCAAGAAAGAAAACUGUGAUCUUAUAAUUGUUGAUACUAGUGGGAGGCACAAACAAGAAGCUUCUCUUUUUGAAGAAAUGCGCCAAGUUUCGGAAGCAACGAAACCAGAUCUUGUUAUAUUUGUUAUGGAUAGCAGUAUUGGUCAGGCUGCUUUUGAUCAAGCCCAAGCAUUUAAGCAGAGUGUUGCAGUUGGAGCUGUAAUUGUUACCAAAAUGGAUGGCCAUGCAAAAGGUGGUGGUGCUCUUAGUGCUGUUGCAGCAACAAAGAGUCCUGUCAUAUUCAUUGGAACUGGAGAACAUAUGGACGAGUUUGAAGUUUUUGAUGUUAAGCCAUUUGUCAGUCGUCUAUUAGGAAUGGGCGACUGGUCUGGGUUUAUGGACAAAAUUCAUGAAGUCGUUCCUAUGGAUCAACAACCUGAACUGCUUCAGAAGCUGUCAGAAGGAAACUUCACCUUGAGGAUUAUGUAUGAGCAGUUUCAGAACAUACUUAAAAUGGGUCCUAUCAGCCAGGUUUUUUCUAUGCUUCCCGGAUUUAGUGCUGAAUUAAUGCCAAAAGGCCGUGAGAAAGAAAGCCAGGCAAAAAUUAAGCGUUACAUGACAAUGAUGGAUUCAAUGACAAACGAAGAGUUGGAUAGUUCAAACCCCAAGCUCAUGAAUGAGUCACGCAUGAUGCGGAUAGCUCGAGGUGCAGGUCGUCAGAUUAGGGAAGUGAUGGAGAUGUUGGAAGAGUACAAACGUCUUGCAAAGAUAUGGAGCAAAAUGAAAGGGCUUAAAAUACCAAAGAAAGGUGAUAUGAGUGCCCUAUCCCGAAAUAUGAAUGCCCAACACAUGAGCAAAGUCCUUCCUCCUCAGAUGCUGAAGCAAAUUGGUGGCAUGGGUGGGUUACAAAACUUGAUGAAGCAGAUGGGAUCCGCCAAAGACAUGAUGGGAAUGGGAGGAAUGUUUGGUGGUGGUGGUGGUGGUGAUUAGUUAAUUGGCUUGUGAGCUGAGGAUUGUUCCUGACCAUAGCCACUGUCAUUGCAUUGUGGUGUUUUACAACUAGACUCGAUUGAGCAGGUUAUGCAGUUCAAUCGGUGUUGGAGUGCCAUCUGCAAUAGCCGCAAUGGGUGCAAGUGUCUCUUUUUGUAAAAUUAAAUCCUUCUUCCCUUUUUGUGUAUAUUUACUUAUUUAUUAUUCAGAGCAAUCAAAGUAAUCUUAUUAGAAAUUUUCAUAGUCUAGGAACAUUAAAAACAAAAGCUAUAUUCCUCGGAUCAUGCUUGUCUCGUUUUGGAUUCUGCUCCAGCUGAAUGUUUCAUUUAAUUCUAGCAGACAGCUUAAGCACUGUUACUGUUAGGAGCUA
Glycine soja is the source of this 2135-nucleotide messenger RNA. RefSeq names its product signal recognition particle 54 kDa protein 2-like. The transcript has 9 exons. The record is from RefSeq and is a predicted model, not a curated record. The coding region runs from base 263 to 1765 and encodes 500 amino acids. Gene Ontology annotation, cellular component: cytosol; signal recognition particle, endoplasmic reticulum targeting. Gene Ontology annotation, molecular function: GTPase activity; ATP hydrolysis activity; GTP binding. NCBI's taxonomy places the organism in Eukaryota, Viridiplantae, Streptophyta, Magnoliopsida, Fabales, Fabaceae. Gene Ontology annotation, biological process: SRP-dependent cotranslational protein targeting to membrane, translocation; SRP-dependent cotranslational protein targeting to membrane.